Gambusia affinis (western mosquitofish) is the source of this 1220-nucleotide messenger RNA. RefSeq lists its product as uncharacterized. The record is from RefSeq and is a predicted model, not a curated record. The transcript is spliced from 2 exons. Lineage: Eukaryota; Metazoa; Chordata; Actinopteri; Cyprinodontiformes; Poeciliidae. The coding region runs from base 23 to 910 and encodes 295 amino acids.
CUCUGUUGAGCAUCUUAAAGAAAUGCUGGUCAAUCAGUACAAUCAUGACUUUAAUGAAAGAUCAUCAGAGGAGAAAACUGAAAUGUCCAGAGAGGAUUUGCAUUUUAUGAAGAUUGUUAAUAACUCAACAAAACUUGUUGGAAGUCAUUAUCAUAUUGACUUACCUUUCAGGAGUGAAAGUCCCAGCUUGCCAAAUAACAUUUGUGUUGCAGAGCAGCGCCUCCAGAGCCUCAGGAGGAGAUUUGAAAAGGAUGCUCAGUACAAGGAGGAAUAUACUGCAUGUGUGAACAACAUGCUGCAACAAGGAUAUGCUGAGGCUGUACCAGCAGAUGAGCUACAGAAAGGUAAUGGACAACUGUGGUACAUUCCUCAUCAUGGAGUGCAUCAUCCCACAAAAGGCAAGUUAAGAGUUAUAUUUGAUUGUGGAUCAACUUAUAAAGGAGCAUCACUGAACAGUCAGCUUCUGCAGGGACCUGACCUCACAAACUCUCUGGUUGGAGUUCUCAUCAGAUUUAGAAAAGAGCCUGUUGCAUUGAUGGCUGACAUCGAUGCCAUGUUUCACCAAGUGUAUGUCUCUGAGAAACAUGUCAACUUUCUCCGUUUCCUGUGGUGGAAACAUGGUGACACUUCAAAACCUGCACAGGAGUUCAGGAUGUUGGUUCAUUUAUUUGGAGCAGUGUCUUCACCAAGCUGUGCAAAUUAUGCUCUGCAAAGAACUGCUGAUGAUAACGUACAACAGUUUCCAGCUGAAGUGGUUGAUACAAUCAAAAAUAACUUUUAUGUGGAUGACUGUUUAAAAUCUGUUCCCACAGAUGAAGAUGCAGUGCACAUGGUGAAGAGGCUGACAGAGCUCUGCUCUAAAGGAGGAUUCAUGCUUUCAAAGUGGGAAAAGCAAGAGUUGCUCCUUUGAAGCAAACAACAAUCCCCAGGUUGGAACUGACAGCUGCUGUUCUUGCUGUCCGAGUGAAUAAACUGCUGCAAAAGGAGCUGCAAAUACAGUUGGAAAAACCGGUUUUCUGGACUGAUAGUACAACGGUACUAAAAUACAUCUCCAGUGAAACCAGAAGAUUUCACACCUUUGUUGCAAACAGAAUCUCUGUCAUCCGAGAAGCAACAGAUGUGAAUCAGUGGAGAUAUGUUUCCUCCAAGGAGAAUCCUGCAGAUGAUGCAUCCAGAGGCAUGACAGCUGAGGAGUUCCUCAAAUGCAGGAGGUGGAUAAA